Messenger RNA from Xyrichtys novacula (pearly razorfish), 15135 nucleotides. Lineage: Eukaryota; Metazoa; Chordata; Actinopteri; Labriformes; Labridae. The record is from the annotation of a GenBank genome assembly.
AGAGGAGAAUGCAGGUUCGUGUAACUGCCUGGAUCAACGCGGAAACUGCAUGCUUUGGUGAAGAUCUCUGCUGUAUGAAAAUACUGUAGAAAGAGGGCAAGACUGAGUGCAUGGACCAGCAUGCAGACUAGAACAAAAUGUACACAAGUGUGCGAGGCAUGGAGCCUUCACUGCAGCUGGUGUCUAAAUAUCAAACCCCUUAUUAAUCAUUGUCUUUUUAAAUGUUGAAUUUCUCAUUGGAAACCUGGUACAGCUCUCUAACAUGUCCGUGUGAUCAUCCUGAGUGAUAACCAGACAUUUUUAUUGUUUUGCAACAGCUGGCGAAGCAAAGAGGAAGCACGUGCAAUGUCAGUGUGUACCGUGGGGUGUGUGCACUAACCAGCUAAUGUGGCUAACAACACAAGUGAUAGGAAAUCAAAAAAGCACAUUGAUUAUGAAACACACCGAUUAAACUUACCUGUGAGGGGGUCAUGUCACUCCGGUUCCGCCUCCACAGUCGCAGCAGUUGUGUUGAACUCAUACGGCCUCUUCUGCUGCUGCUGCUGCUGCAAGGUGGGUCAAAGCUUCCGUCCAUUACUGCUGCGAACAAACAUGGUCUGAGGUGAAAGGUCAUAGGUAAAUUUCAUAACAUUCCACCGUAAUUAAGACCAGGAAUUAUCCCGAGGUGAAACAAAGUUGUGCAAUCUGUAAACAGUUUCCCACCAAGGAUGAAUUUGGGACAGUUUGUUAACUUAGCAAGAGGUUUAAUGUAUUUGACGAUAGUGUUGCAUUCAGGGUCCCAGUUCUAGCGUAGGAAUUUAGAGGGAAACUCAACAACCACAACGUUAAAUGAUUUUUUGUUGCGUUGUGUCUGUGAUAUAUGUAAACUGCCUGUGAAACUUUCAGAUUAUCACCAACAAGUUCUCCUUUACUGGAAUAUACCCUUGUGGAAUAAUAGAUAUAUCCUGACCAAUCAUAAAUCUUUGUUUUGGGGGACCUGUGGUGUGUCCCAAAUCUCAUACUUCCAUACUAAAUACUUAAGAUUUUGACUUUACUCAACUCAAAAUGGAAAAAAGUAUGGAUAGUAUGCAAAAAUUGAGUAUGCAAAAGUACCCGGAUGACGUACUCAAAUCGGUCAAGAUUUUGAGUAUGCGACUGUGGACACUCACCCGCACUCAUUUCAUCGGUAAGAAUGGCAGUGGAGUUGCCUUUUACACAUGUUCUUUCCACCAAGCACAGUCAUUUUGUGUUUAUUAAAAGAAGUAGUUAAAAAUAAAGAUUUUUGUUUGUUUGAACUGAUGUUAAUGAGACAUUUGCCUGGAACUACAAAUUAUGGCCAGAAAAUUCUUUUUUUUUUUUUUUUUUUUUGGAGCUGAAAUGUUUAUUUCACUUACUACUGAAAAACAAUAAAACUAAAAUGUCCUUAAAAUUUAACAAACAGCUUGUUUAUCUUGUUUGAUACGUUAGAUGUUUUUGGAAACUGAUAGACCACAAUUUUAUCAUUUAUUGGACUGUGUUCUCGUGUUUUUUUUUUUUUUUUUUUUUGUUAUUUCUUGAUCAUAUUAAUUUGAUAGAAGUACCAUAAAAGUAUGUAUCAAAUAUGGCCUACCAGUUAAAGAGCUACCAGUUUAACUAGAUUGGAUUUGUGUAAUAAGUUUUCUGAAGACGGGGGGAGCCUGAAGGCAGCACGGCUGCAACCGUACUGUCACGUGGGAUGUCAUACGACGGCACUUUUAAAGGCCCAGUCGGCCCUAAACAUGUACAGUCAUGUUCUCAAAUUUAUCUUUCCAGGGAACUAAAAAAAAUCAUUAAGUGAAAAAGACAAAGUCAAAUUAAAGUUAAACCGUGAUAUUUUUCUUAUUAAAUAAAACAAGUGAACUGGACUUGUACUCAUUUAACCUUUUGAAUGUGGAGGCCAUGGUAUCAGUCACUCAACUAAAGCCACUCUGCUUCUCUAACAUCUUUACUUCAAUAUCUGUUUGGUAAAACAACAAAAUAGCCCAUGUAAAACCCAAACAGAUUUCUACUGAGUUUGCAAACUCUUUAAAUUAUAGUUUAUUUUCUCAUUUUGUGUACUAGUUUCUACUUUUGUGUACCAACUGUCAACAAAAAGUAAACAGACUACUGGAACAUGGCUAAAAGUUGCACCAGUUGUUUUGUGGACGUAUUCUCCUGCUUUAUAAAAAUGUAUACGAUGAUUUAAAACAUUUUUUGGAGAGAAAAUCGUCAUAAAGGAACGUCAUUUAGCGAAGAUGGACAUAACGGUUGCCUAGUAACGCAGACGUUCUCGAACGACUGGUCGAUUUCCUGUAUGAGUGACGGUCGAACCGAUUACCUCUUUGACCGAGUUUGUUUCGAUAAAGCGCAUUUUUGUAUGUUUUUUCUUUGAUUUGUGGGGUUUAUCGAUGAAUAGGCGUGACCGUGGAAGCCCGUGUUCGCAUUGGUCAGCUCAGUCGGGGCAGUGCGGCGGUGAGAUCGGGUCGUGUUGAUUUCAGAAGUCAUCAUGGCGCUCGCUUCUCCACUCAAAGGUAAAGAGGUGUCUUCUGCUAACCUUAACUAGGAAGUCUGCAUCCCACCGACCUCUUCAUCCUUACAGUCAGGAAUCGAUUGAAAAACACGUUCCUCUCCUUGAAAGCAGCUGUCGUUCGCUUUUUGUGAAUAUUACAUGAAGUGUGCCGGCGUUAAACUGGAAAAGCUAACAUUAGCUAGCUUGUAGUGUUUGCUCUUCGACCAAACUAGUACCGUUUAAUAAGCUAACAUCGCACUCUGAUGGUGUCUUUGUUCUUUAAGUGUCACGGCUUCUCCGUUAUUCCAACUGAACGUAUUUUGUGUAAUUACAUUGCUAUUUUGUUAUCUCCUCACGACGUGCAGCCAAAAGCACGAUAAGUAGUUAGUUAGCCAGAGUGCGCUUUACGAUAAGGAGCAGUGUUAGCAGCAACACGAACAGAUGGGGAAUAUGCAGAGGAGAGUUUAUGUAGAAGAACAAAGCAGACUGUCAUCACAGGGUAUGGAUUUAGAGGAAUAUAACAAAGCACAUCGUGUUAAAUAAGACAACAAUUGCUCAGUCUGUUAAAGUGUAAUUUUAGGCCACCAUGACAGUCGCAUUGUCUGGUGGGGCAAACAUGGAAAGCAUCCCUAUAACUGACAUUUACCAUUGCACACUGUUUCUCGUGGGAAUAAUGGAAAACCUACCUCCAUUGGUAUUAUGUGUUAUUGUAUUUGUAAAUAAAGACAUUGUUUUUUUUUAAUAUUUGUGUGCACAGAGCAAAGAUUAUGCAAGUCACAUUCAUUGUAUGCCCUCUAAAUUAACAAAAGAAGCAGAUUAUUAGGAGCACCUGUCAGUAUAAUGCACUCCAGUAUGUCCUUAACACCCACUACUACUUAAAACAACUAAUUCAAAGUCAUUUAUCACCUGCCUGAUCAUGUCAUCAAAACCUGAAAAUGUAGAAGCUUUAUAAACAGAAUUAAUGGUUGGUGGUGCUUGUUGUUGUUGUCGCGCCAAGGUGUACCUAAUGUUUUGGCAGGUGGAUGUUCAGUUCUGCCUGACUGGCAUUAAGGCGUUUGCAUACAGUUAUUUAGGUGGACACAAGCUGAUUAUAUCAUCUCAGUAAGGAGAGAAAAAUCAUGAAUUAGAGAUGCACCGAUCCAUUUUUUUCUGAUCCAAUCCGAUACCGAUACCAGGGCUGAGCGUAUCGGCCAAUAUCUGAUACCGAAUUUGUCAAUAUCGGAGCCGAUAGCCGAUCCAGAUAUCGGAUCAGUGCAUCCCUAAUCUGUUUACAGGAGAGAUCAGCAAGCUGUACUUAUGUGACCAUGGGGAGCCCAUUUUAAGCUUGAUUUUGAAAUGUAUGAAUUGACACCUGCAUGUCAUUAACCUUAAUGAGUUUGCAUUUGCUUUAUUGACUCAUGAUCAUGAUUAUGACAUAACGUUAUGACUUGCGCAACGUAAGCAGGGUGAUAUAACUGUUGGCAGAUAAAAGCUUCAGAAGUGAAUUACAUGUUAGGGCACAUACAAAGUAACUGCUAAUAUUUACUUUAAUUAUCUGCACAUAAUGCAGCGUACAAGUAUCAACAUCAAGCUUCAGCAUGUCAGCAAGAAACAGACAGCCAAAUAAGCCUAUUGCAAUGCUUUAAAGUACAAGAGAUGUUAAAAAAAGAGCAAAACAAGACUCCUUUAAGACCACCAAUUUACCUGAUCGACUCAAGAACUGUCCCCCUGAAACACCUGCAGUUUAUAAAAAAGCGAAAACAAUAAAGCAACAACCUGUCAGCAGCCCUUAUUUUAAUCAUCCAGCAAAGGAAAUGUAGAAGCAACCACUGUAAGGUGAAAGAACCUGGAAGAAUCAUUAAAUCUAUUUCUUUUGAUAACCAGCUGGAUUAAACAUGCUUCUGCAGGCAGUGAUGAUUCUGGAUCAACCGAAAUCAGUCCAUUUUUUUGGCAUAUCAGAUAUCAGCAAAAACUCAUGCAUCAUGCAUACAGAAUAAUUUGAGUAACAAAUAUGUUGUUUAGUUGAGAGUACAAAAACUGCCUCACAACUGGUCCUAAAAUGAUGUUAAAUAUAAUUUCUAUAUGCAACAACAUAAUCCUCUUGCUGCUGUCCCCACCGAUGGUGCACAUACUCAGAGGAAAUGCCGUGCAGAUGAAACAGAUAUAAAAACAACUCUCACUCAUACUGGUUAAUUAUCUGAUUUGAAGAAAAUACACCAAACUAGGUCUGCUGAGUGUUUGUCCUUUCCUUAAGUCAGCGUGAGGGCCCUGACCUUCUCCUCUGUAUACUCCACUGAUUGAUUUCAAGCCUUAAUGAUUGUUCUCGAUGGUAUUCCCCUCCUUUCUAUUCACAUGUCGAGUGUGUGGACGUCUAAACUGCAGAAAAAAAGCUUUAUAAAGACUAAAUCCAGUAUGUUCUUAGUAGCUUUAGUCCGAUAGUGAUCCAGAGUGUGGCUUUCAAGCUGGUAACUUGAGUGCAAAAGUUACAACAUGAUGUCCUGUUGUGAGACCGGUGAGCUGUAGUGUGCCAAGAAACCUCACUACAUAAGGGCUGUGCACUUUCUGAACUUUGUGUUGUGAGUCUAAAAGGAGAGUUUCACUAAUGUGAAGCAGUUACAACCAAAAUUUAUCAAUCUGACACUGUAAGUAUCAUGGUGGACAGAUAUGGCAGCGACAGAAACCCUGAGGUGACCACAUCCUGUGUGGGCUCACUUUACGACUCUUUACUGCAAUAAUACAAUGUAAAAUUCUGCUUCUCAUGACUACAAUCACUAAUCUGCUUAAAAUAAGUCAUGCGUCUUGGUAUGUUAUGAGGCAACUGUAUGGAUAAGGUACGUGCACAGACUGCAUGGUAAAAUGGAGGUCCAACAGAGACUUCUUUCUGAGGAAAAUGAGAACGUUCCAUGUUUCUAAUGAGAUGAUGACUAUCCUUCAUAGAAGUUUUAUUGAAUCUGUUUUGUACUGUGGCAUGGUUUGGAAACCUGAACCUGUCCAAUAAGAAUCAUCUUGGUUCUCUUGUUGAAACUGCUGGUAAGAUCUCUGGAAAUCAGCAGGCUGGGGUUUUGUCUCUCUACAACAACAGACAGGUCUUGAGGAAGGCAAAUGCCAUUCUGGGUUGUCCCAAUCAUCCACUUCGAUGCGAGUUUGAGCUUUUACCUUCAGGCCGUCGUUUUAGGGCCCCUAUGAGGAGGACUAAAAGAUUUCAGGUCUCUUUUAUCCCACGUGAAAUUUAUGCUCAUUAUUGCUCAUUUGCGCACAUUGCACUUUUAAUUACUUGGUAGAAGUUUUUUUUAGGGCUGCAACUAACGAUUAUUUUGAUAAUCGAUUAAUCUGCCGACUAUUUUAAUAACUAAUCGAUUAAUCGGAUAAACAGGCUAAAUUCAUCAAUGCAGCUGUUAAUAGCAAUAGAAUAGGGCUUUAGUUUAUCGUAUGAGUUUAUCUGCCAUGAGGUGUUGAGGUCUCUGCAUGUGUAGGUUACUGACUUACUGUAAUCAUGGGGUCUAUCUCGUCCUUAUAAAAACCUGCUCUAUUACGGCGAGUGUCUGUCUUCUUCUGUAGUCAAACCGCAAGAUAUCAAAACCUACCCGGAUAAAGCAAUGCUGCUUUUUGAUUGGCUGUUCAGUAGAUAUACUUUAUUUGAUUGGCUUGCGCGUGGCACGCAGCUUCUGAACUCUCGGAGGAACUCAGUUGAUUUCCCCCUGUUCCAUAGUUAAAGAAGUGCAACAUGGUGGACAUCACCGUGUUCAUUUAAAUGCGUGAGAAAUACAAUGUGUGGUGUGUGAGCGUGUGAACGACUGGGAAUGCGUGUGUCAUACGCUGAAUGCGUGAGACUUGAGAGCCCUGUGCUCACGCAUUCAUCGAUAGACUCCCGUGCCAUGCAAAACGGUCUUUGCAAAUGUUGCACUGAACGCCUUCCUUUUCAGUCUUGGUAAAGUUUUCCCACACCACUGAUGUUUUAGGUUGGGAUUUGGGUUGGGUUGUGUCCAUGUUUUUCUCAGCCGCUGCCUUGGCCAUGGCUGUUUCUUUUCUGUGCGUCCUGCUGAUGUUUACACGCCGGUGUCCAUGAACAUAUAUAAAGACCCGACGAAUCGAUUACAGAAUUAGUUGGCAACGAAUUUUUUCGUCACGACGAAUCGACUUAAUCGAUUCGUUGUUGCAGCCUUAGUUUUUUUCCAUUUUUGGUCUGAGCUCUGGACUGAAUUUUAGGUGGUUUUGUGUAUGUGUUUCUGAUAUUGUGUUGUGAUGUUUUUAAUUGUUUUAUGUUUUUAAAAUUUAUGUUGUCAUUGCACACUUGUCUUUUGUGAGCCCUGCUGCAAAACUAACUUCCCUUUAUGGGACAAUAAAGAGAUUCUGAUUCUGAUUCCUGCCUGCACUUACGUUUUUACACCUUACUUUUUCAUGAAGCUGUUCCUGCUGGGUAAAUGUUGAAAGACAGGCCAGGCUUGAUACACACAGAAUAAACCAGAUGAACCUGCAAAGCAAAUGAAGUUAUGAUCAAAACAAUUAUGAGAUGAUAACAUCUGGAAGUCUCAUGCCCUUGGAACAAGCAUGCUGCACCUGCCUAUGUAUGUGCUGAUAAAUGUUCUUUGUUUAACCCCGCAGAGCACCCGUACAGACAUCUAAUUGACACAUUCAAAGAUGGGAGCAUCAGAUUCUACAAUCCAGAUAAAUUAAAUGAUCCAAGAUAUGGUGAGUAAAAGAGAGUAAGACCCUUUUUCAGGCAUCUUGUAGUAUAUUAUGUUCACUUCUUCAAGAGAAGCUGUAUAUAACAUUUCUUUUUACUCUUCAUAGACAAGCUGCCUCUGUCCAUACGUGUCUUACUGGAGACGACGAUUCGAAACUGUGAUGGCUUUUACACAAAAGAAGAAGACGUCCAGAACAUCCUGGACUGGCAGAAGCAGCAGAAAAAAGCCGAGGUGCCGUUCUCUCCAGCCCGGGUCCUCCUCCAGGACUUCACGUGAGUUUUUAACAUUUAUGAAGACAGCUCGUGUUCUGUCAUCGUGACUUGUUUUGUUCCCUGAAAAGCACAAGUUAUAAGUACAUGACUUAUUAAGAAUCUCAAGCUUUUCCUGUUGGCUCUCUCUCUUGGUUCCCUCAUCACAGUGGUAUUCCUGCCAUGGUGGACCUGGCUGCCAUGAGGGAUGCUGUUGCCAAACAUGGCGUCGACCCCGGCCUGGUCAAUCCUAAAUGUCACACAGACCUCAUCGUAGACCACUCUUUACAGAUUGAUUAUAGCAAAUGGUAUGUUUCCCUUUAUACACCUUCAAAUAACAGAGGACAAUGGCGUAGUGACAGUCAUAGUGGAUGUUUUUCAUAUCUUAGUUCCUAAAAAGCCAAAUUAUUCAAAGUUUCUCAUGAGUCCUCAUUAGUUUUGUCAUGUAACCUUCACUCCAUUCAUCUACAGUGCCAUACAGAAUGCUCCAAACCCAGGAGGAGGAGGAGGAGGAGAAGGCACAAACCAGGGUCCCUCUCGUCCCUCCUCUCGACCUCCGUCCAGAGGAGGCUCGCAGUGUGGGAGCCAGCGGGGCUCCUGUAGUAAAGCCACCUGCAGUGACCCACCAGCCUCCCCGGGUCGACCUCCAGCCUCUGUCCAGCAGAUCGAGAAUACUCCUCUGCUCUGUCCUUUCCACCUUAAACCCGUCUCUGAGUGAGUUUGACAAUAAGCUGUUUAUUUAUGAUACUGCAGAGACAAGAUAGUUCAAAAUAUUUGUGUUAUUUUUGAUUCUGGAAAGAUGAUUAAAAUCUGAGGGGGUCGAGUAAACCUUUUUGUGAGGUUACAGCUUUUAAAUAUUUUCUUUCAAGAUUUGACUGAGGAGUUCAUGAAUAAAAUAGAAAUCUAGGACACAUCAGUAUCAGACAUGCACAGCUCAGAUAACACACAGAGUUCCUCUUGACUCAUUUUCUUGUUGAUUUUUCUGCAGAACUGACACAGCUCUGAAGAACCAGGAGAUGGAACUUAUCAGAAACAAAGAGAGACUUCAGUUCUUUAAGGUACAGAAAAAACUAUCUCUCUUUAGGGAGGAUGCACUUGGUUAAUUUAACAAAUCUCUACUGUUUUUUUCCCUUUUGGGUUUGAGAUUGUUGAAGAAAAUGAUCCCAUGUGGUACCUGCAGCCUCAGUAGUCUGUCAUCCCUGUUGUUUCUCCUUUAGCCGUGAAGCACUGUAGACAGCAUGUGUUCAUGUAAGACAGGUGCUUUCUAAAUAAAGCUGAGCUAUAAAUAAGUGAAACAUCUGAAAAGAAAAGUUAAAACAUCACAGUGUCUGUGAAGAAACACUGAAUGAGACGUAAAUCGAUUUUCUUCUGUGACUGACUCGUCUCUCUCUUUGCCUCUUUCGAACAGUGGUGUUCAAAAGCCUUUAAAAAUGUGAACGUCGUCCCCCCGGACGUUGGCGCGGUCCACCAAGUGAAUCUGGAGUACCUGUCCAGAGUGAUCCAACUCAGCGAUGGUUUCAUCUACCCGGACAGUGUGGUGGGAACCGACUCACACACCACCAUGAUCAACGGCCUCGGCAUCCUGGGCUGGGGUGAAUAUUUUCAAAGUUCUGACCACACACUGACAUGUACUGCAUGUUUAAAAGUUCCCUAAUGGACUCUGAAUAUAGAGGUUACUGUUAGGUUAAAAGUUAAGAGGAGUAGGAGUGGAUUUGUUUGUUUGUUUGUUUGUUUGUUUGUUUGUUUGUUCAACUGUUAUAUUUUACUCCAUCAGGUGUCGGUGGAAUCGAGUGUGAGGCGGUGAUGCUCGGCCAGCCGGUGUCUCUGACUCUUCCUGAGGUGGUGGGCUGUAAACUCGUGGGCUCGAUAAAUCCUCUAACAACAUCCAUAGACAUCGUCCUCGGCAUCACAAAGGUAACUCACCGCUUCAUCGAUCGAACCCUAACCCUGCCUUUUGACGCACACUGAUACAUCCUGCACUUUGGUUUUCCAGCACUUACGUCAAGCUGGGAUCGCUGGAAAGUUUGUAGAGUUUUUUGGACCUGGUGUCUCCCAGUUAUCGGCCCCUGACCGAACGACUAUCGCCAACAUGUGCCCGGAGUACAACGCUACUGUGAGCUUCUUCCCCGUCGACCAAGUCACACUAAAGCACUUUAAAAAGACAAGUGAGUCUUCUUCUUUUUGACAGUCGUGCACUCAGUUAUUCCUGCUGUGUGCCCGUUUUUCUGAAUAUCGAUUUUCUUGAGAUAACUCCGAUCAGCUUUGGUUUACGUUUCACUUUUUUUCCUCCCAGACUUUACACAGGAAAAACUUGAAUUGCUGGAGUCGUACAUGAAGGCUGUAAAACUUUUCAGAAGCUAUGAGGACCCUUCAGAAGACCCUGAUUACUCUGAGGUAACGUGUCAAAGCUCUCUCAAAGUCCAAAAGAACCAAUGACAGAUGGUAAAUGGAAUUUUAAAGCUUCUUUUACUGUGAAAGUUUGGUUGCGAGGCGUUCAGUAGUAACAGAGCUGAAUAAAGAAAAAUCUAUCUGUCUUCAGGUGAUAGAGAUUAACCUGAGCUCCAUGGUGCCCUAUGUGAGUGGACCCAAGCGGCCUCAGGACAGAGUGGCGGUCAGCAGCAUGAAAGAAGACUUCCAGAGCUGUCUGGAUGAGAAGGUAACGAACAAAAACAGUCAUAAAUUCAACCCUGUCAUGUAUUCAGGAUUCUGAUCAAAUGUAGGAGUCGGUGUCGAUGCUGGUGACGCAUUGUCUGCAUUUUUUGUGACCUGAUACAUCUGAGUGAUAAACGAUCUCAUGAGUAGUCUGUUUUCUUGCAGGUCGGCUUCAAAGGCUUCCACAUCUCUAAGGAGAAGCAGGUCAUGCAGGUCCCUUUCCAGCACUGUGGUCAGGAGUAUCAGCUGGCACACGGCUCGGUAGUCAUCGCCGCCGUCAUCAGCUGCACCAACAACUGCAACCCGGCUGUCAUGCUGACUGCAGGUAUGUACCAGAGACACAUUAGUAGUGCUUUUAUUUUCAUGCAGAUUUGUUCAGACUUGCCUCAUGAAUUCAGUCAUCUAGAAGAAAUUUGACACAUUAAAAGUUGAGGUUGUAAAUUCCUCUUGACUCUAGGAUAUCCUCGUAUUGUUAACCUAAUCAUGUCUGCAGUUUCACGCCCUGUAUUCUGUGAUCCGUGCCUCACAAAGCAGCAGAUUUGGUUAAGCUGUUUAAUAAAUACAUAAAAAUGACAGCUGUUUUUGUGAUUGACAGGUCUGUUAGCGAAGAAGGCUGUGGAGGCGGGGCUUGUUGUAAAGCCUUAUAUCAGGACCAGCCUGGCGCCUGGAAGUGGCAUGGUCACUCACUACCUCAGUACAAGUGGAGUCCUGCCUUACUUUAACCAGCUUGGGUAAGCAUGUUUACACAGUGACACACAAAAACACACACAUACACACACAGCCCGAGGCGGUGACCUGAGUAGACUCUGGUGUCGUGUUUCACUGUAGAGAGCGUAACUGACAAAGUUAGUAAGGCGCACUAUGCAUUAACGUGUCUGUGUUCACACAUGCGAUUGUCAUUAUCUGAGUCAGUCUCGUUGCUGUUACCGGUCCUCGGCUGUUCAGUGAUGAUUCCAGACGACAGUUACCGUAAUGCUCCAAAUAUCCAUCCAUCAGAGCGGUUUUGUUGCUUACCGAAGUCGUACUUACACAUUUCGAAAUAUUUUUGAGCGCAUUGUACCACAUAAAGUCGGACAGUAAGCACAACAAGGAAUCAUACAUGAGGUGCACUGUCAAUUUUUGCAUAAAUUUAAGGAUUUUAAGUGCGCCUUAUAGUCCGAAAAUACGGUACGUUGUCAUCCUGUGUGACACAAAACUACGACUGACUGGUUUGAUUUUUCUUUCAGCUUUGAGGUGAUCGGUUACGGCUGUGCCACCUGCGUGGGGAACACGGCUCCGUUACCUGAAGCUGUAGUGGACGCUAUCAAACAGGUAAAGUAAGACCACGUCAUGCUGCGCCUGUAAAUCUGUGAAAAAUGUACGUCUUCCUGUGAUCAUAACUGGAUGAUUCUGCCGUGUUUCAGGGGGACCUGGUGGCCUGCGGUGUGUUAUCUGGUAACAGACACUUUGAAGGGCGUCUGUGUGAUUGUGUGCGUGCCAACUACCUGGCCUCUCCCCCGCUGGUGGUGGCUUACGCUCUCGCCGGGACGGUGGGAAUCGACUUUGAGAAAGAGCCUCUGGGUGAGAAGACGUCAAAGAUAGAAGAUAAAAUAGAGUUGGCUGAUCAGAGUGAUUGAACACUUGGUAUUCCAGUGUUGGUGCAGACAAAUCUUAACAUGAUAGAAGUUUACAGAGUUGUGUUUUACUGCUCUAUCUCUUUUUUGUGUUUUUGGUGCAGGCCUGACCUCAGAGGGGAAGGAGGUGUACCUGCGUGAUGUCUGGCCGUCCAGGGAGGAGGUCCAGCAGACUGAAGAGGACACAGUCAUCUCCACUAUUUUUAAAGAUCUCAGGGGAAGGAUGAAGGUAAGGAUUCCUCCUCUCUCUCUUUCCUCUGAGUGUGUUCGUAGUCGAGUGAAUUGAUGGUGUAACUUGAAUGUCCUCCCCACUGUGUUUUCUCCAGCAAGGGAACUCAUUUUGGAACAACAUUGAAUGUUCAGACUCAGUGCUUUUCCCGUGGGAUCACAAGUCCACAUAUAUCCGCUCACCAUCUUUCUUCAGCAAGUUGGUAAGUCUUCGUCUAUUGACAGUGUCUCCUGAUGUCACAUAAUUAAAAGUGAGCAAACAAAACACAAACUGCAGCUGUUCAAACAAUAAGGUUGUUUUUUUCUCCCUCUCUGUCUCAGAGUAAAGAAGUGCCACCUCCUCAGUCUGUAGAAAACGCUCAUGUCUUACUGUUCCUCGGCGACAAAGUGACCACAGAUCACAUCUCACCUGCGGGCAGCAUCGCCCGGGUCAGCGCCGCUGCCAAGUACCUGCUGAGCAAACGGUUAGUGUCACAGAACACAGAUAUGAAGACAAGGAGGCUGAGACAGAGUAUAAGACACCAAGUCUGGAGAAUAUGUGACUCUAACUGAUGCAUGGAUGAACACAUAGAGCAGGGGAAAGCAGGCGUUGUCUGGUAGCGUAAUGUCUGUCCAAAAGCUUGAUGUAGUGUUCAGGACACCACCUGGAAGGAUGGCUGUUUGUCUGAGAUUGUGAGCAGGUGGUCCCCCCUGUUUUCGGAGCAGAGUCUGCUGCAUCCAUGAUUUCCAAAAAGAAAGUCCUGUUUUGAUCAGUCAGACCACAGAACAGUUUUCUCCUCCGUCCCAGAAGUCGCCAAAGUUUCUGGAUCAUGUUCAGUUUCAAUACUUGAUUCAUUUUGAUUGAAUUCUGUUUAUUUCGAAUAUUAAAGAGAAAGUAAAUAAAAACAAAACAAUUAAAAUAAUUUUUAAAAAAGUAUAUAUUUGAAAUGAGUGGGAAGAAGUAAUACUUCUAAGCUCCCACCCCUUCUCCUUAAAUAACUUGCAACAAUCUUCUGCCUUAUUGACCUGUCUAGACACUCAUGCUGUAGUCACCACUAGAUUAAUUAUACACUUGUGGAGACAAGUCCUAUCCAUACGCAUACAUACAUACAUACAAACAUUUAUGCACAACACAGUAAACCCUUUAACACAUUGUGCUACCUACACCUCCCUCAUCCCUGUAGCUCCUGAAAAUAGUGUCUUUAUACUUCAUUUUAAACUGCUUCAAGUUUUGACAAUGCUUCAACUCUGUUUGUUCUAAAGUCUCACCCCGCUGACUGAAACACAAAAACGUUUCUUGUUUGUACGAAAUACGUUUAAAUUAGAGUUACUCUUUCCCCUUAAAUUACAGAUCCCCUCAUGAAUACUAAAUAAUUUCUGUGUAUUUCUUUGUAAUAGAUUAUUUUUAGCUUUAAACAUUAUUUGAGCUGUUUGAUGGUCCACAAUGUCUGUAAAUUUUAGCAGUUUUAGUAAUGGAUCCAUAUUAUUUUACUCUGCAUUCAAACUGUGUUGGAAUUGAGGUUGCAUUAAGUAAACAAAGGGGUGUAAUUGUUGUUCCUGUUGGUUUGUUUACGCAGCAAAUAAUGCAAAUGUGCUCACCUCUAACUUUGAAUAUUUCCUUUUAGCCUGACACCGCGAGAGUUCAACUCGUACGGCGCCCGCAGAGGAAACGACGCAGUGAUGACGAGGGGCACAUUCGCCAGCACCAAGCUCCAAAACCGUUUUAUUGGCAAAGCAGGCCCCAAGACUGGGCACAUUCCUUCAGGCCAGACAGUGAGUGUGACCCCCUGGAGGUGGAUUUAUCAGCAAAGUUCUAUCCUGCUGCAUAAAUGUGACCUUCAGUCUGUGUGGUAUCAUGUGUCUCGAGCACGUUUAAUCCAGACUAGCCGGUUUGUUAUGUGUGUUAUCAGACCUUCUGCUAAUGACACAUCCUUUCCUUUGUUUGUGCGAUCAGCUGGACGUCUUCGAGGCAGCUGAUCGCUACCAGAGAGACGGCAUUCCCCUUAUCAUCCUCGCAGGAAAAGACUACGGCUCUGGAAACUCCAGAGACUGGGUCGCCAAAGGACCAUAUCUGCUGGUAAACGCUCACACAGGAAAAUUCCAAUCAUAAUUUUCACCUCCAGAAAAAAAAAAGACUAAAUGGGUGUUUUUUUGGUUAACCAGGGGGUACGUGCAGUCAUCGCCGAGAGCUUUGAGAAGCUGCAUAAAAACCAGCUGGUGGGAAUGGGCAUCAUGCCGCUGGAGUUCCUGCCGGGUCAGAACGCAGACUCUCUGGAGCUCACAGGGAAGGAGAGGUUCACCAUCACUCUGCCAGAGAGUCUGAGUCCUAGGCAGCAGCUCAGCGUUAAGGUAGAAAAAGUGCAGAUGCUGCUUUUGUACAAGUUUGGGUCUUUAAUCUGCUCACCUUUUUGAAUCCUGAAUUUUUUUGUGUGUGUUUUCUUUUAGACAAGCCAAGGAAAGUCCUUCCUGGUCACCGCACUGUUUGACACAGAGACAGACGUUAUAUUUUUCAGACACGGAGGCCUCCUUAAAUACGUGGCUCGGACUUUGCUCUGAAACAGCCUCUGAAUGUGCCCUCAAAAGCAUCAACAACAGCAGCACUCAUUAUUUCACCGGUUUGUCUUCAGCAUGGAUGAAAAAACAGCUAAAGCGGAGCAACACUGAGACGUCAGUUUUUGGACCCGUAGCUAAGCAGCUUCUCCGUCACUCACCACACACACGGCUGGUUCAGGAUUUCUCCUCGCAGGACAGACUAAAGAGGCCCAGGAGGAACCGGUGACGUCGGCUCUACAAGGACAUUCAUUCAAGCGUGGGCGACUCUUCAACAGUGUUCUUGUGUUUUAUGGUUGGAGAGGGAAAAACUCUUUCUGCGUCUGUCUUCGAUGAACUCCAAAACACUUCUGCCUAGUGAGGCUAACAUGGUGCUAGGUACUACAGCAUGAAUUCUCUGUUUUUAGGAUGCAGUGACGCCUGUUUUCCAAAACAUCCGAGUUUAACUUCAUGAACUUCAAACAUUUGCAGGAUUGAUGUCAGCUUACUGUGGCCAAAACAAUCAUGUGUAAAUUGUGUUUUUUUGUUAAUAUUUCUUUAAUCAAAUGGCCUUCUGCAAAGUACAUACGUCUCAAUACACUCAUGUUUUUCUUACGUGCAAAUGUGAAGUCUUUUUUUUUUUUUUUUUUUUUGCUGUUGUAUCAAAAAGCUCAAAGAUGUCUCCUAUAACAAUGGAGGGUCUCCUGCAUCACAUUAAAGCUCAGUUACAAAAGUUU